AUGGCUGCACAGAUAUCUUCGCAGAAUGCCAUGUCAGGCACCAAUCUCCUCCUACCUCCAUCUCUUCCAGAAUCUAGAUCGUCCUUGUCCAGCCAAGGCCAAUACAUACCAAUUACUCACCUGACGAACAAUUCCUAUACCUCCAGCAGCUCACCAUACAACAGUCCAUUUUACCGAGAACACACAUUGAGGCCGAACAAUGUUAUCAUUGAAGAUGCUGUACUGGACGAGGAGCGAUGGAGCAGAACUGCUUUCGCGCUCGGAAUGCCCUUAGGUGAUGUGUUUCGUGCCACAAACGAAACACGGCGAUUUGCAAACAAAAUGUCUCGCAAAUCAAAUCUCACCGAGAAGAACAUGGUGGAUCUGAUGAUGGCAUUGGUCCAAGCCGCAACAAAGGCGCACAAGAACGUGCAAACGCAGACAAAUGCCACCUUUCAUCAGGACGCCGUGCCCAAUAGCACAAUCACCGCAGACCUGCUGUCGAGUCCAGAUACCUGGAGCAUGCCUCUUCCAACCCCAAAACCGAACAUCGUUGUCGGAUUUGCCACCAAGACCUUCACACCACAUGAGCUCGAACUACAGUCAGGAAUCAUCUCGACAGCGGCUGGCCUACCCUGUGACCUGGCUAAAGUUAGUCAGCCAACUCCAGAGGUCUUCUGGCCGUUUUUGACUGUCGACAUUCAUCCCGAUUCACUCCACGCCGCCCAGAGUGCAUCUGCUGGUUCUGCAUCAACCUGCAACAAUGCAUUGGCACUAUUGGCGGAGGCUGCAGAGGAACCAACUAUUCAACGACAGGGUCGUCGACUGUUCUGGAAUUCUCGGAGAGCUGUGCACAGUUUUAGCUUGAGCAUCAACCUGGGCGGCAAGAUUGCUAGUCUGAAUUUACACGAUUCCGAGGGUGGGCUGAUACACCAUUCAGCGAUGAUCAGAGUAUACCGACUUGACGAUGAGCGAGAGGUGGAGGCACUACUUUCACGUCUAACAUCCAUAUGUGUAUGGGCAGAAAACAUUCGACUUCCUGCAAUUGUGGACCUCUUGGAGAAUUUGGGCGGGUUGGUAAAGCUAGAAAGUCAAAAGGUAUUUGCCAGUGAUGUCUUUGUCAAUCAAGACUUGUCGCCUGCACAUGAUACUGGUUAUGCGGGAAGUGCAGUCGGCAGCAUCUCACCCGCGAAAAGAUUUGGAGGUUUCAAAUCUGUAAUGAGGGAUAUUUCCCCUCGAUGGCUGAGGGUUCAUGCUUAA
Exophiala bonariae is the source of this 1239-nucleotide messenger RNA. RefSeq lists its product as uncharacterized. The transcript has a single exon. The record is from RefSeq and is a predicted model, not a curated record. NCBI's taxonomy places the organism in Eukaryota, Fungi, Ascomycota, Eurotiomycetes, Chaetothyriales, Herpotrichiellaceae. The coding region runs from base 1 to 1239 and encodes 412 amino acids.